This is a messenger RNA of Hypomesus transpacificus, 2746 nucleotides long. RefSeq names its product tripartite motif containing 45 (gene trim45). The record is from RefSeq and is a predicted model, not a curated record. The transcript has 6 exons. Gene Ontology annotation, molecular function: zinc ion binding; ubiquitin-protein transferase activity; protein binding. Gene Ontology annotation, cellular component: chromatin; nucleoplasm. NCBI's taxonomy places the organism in Eukaryota, Metazoa, Chordata, Actinopteri, Osmeriformes, Osmeridae. Bases 280 to 2124 code for a protein of 614 amino acids. Gene Ontology annotation, biological process: positive regulation of DNA-templated transcription.
GUCGUGUUCCUGAGGAAAAGUUGUGGGGCGUCUUUACGUUGUUCUUAACAUUCAAACAUUUGUCAAAUGCAUAUAUUUAGGAGACGGUGGUUUGGCAGGCUUUAGAUUUUUUUUAAGUGAACAUAUGUUUUAAACUGUAGUUAUCGGUUUGAGCUUAAGUUGCAGUUUGCCAGGUUGGAGAUAUUCUUUCGCAUUUUCUGGAUGAAUUUCUUAUAGAAAGGUACAGUUGUUUGCAGUAAAGCACCGCUGCCCACUUAAUGUGACAUAGCAAGGCACGAAAUGUCACAUUCCAGCCAAAAGCCGUCGGAGAAAGCCCUUCUAGACCAAGUGGCCACCCCGACAAACUUGAGUUCAAGUGAAGAAAACGAAGCGGUAAUGGGUAAUGCAAGGGUGGUAUGCCGUGUGUGCAAACGAUUAUAUCGGGAACCAAAAAUACUACCAUGUCUACACACAUUUUGCGCAGACUGCAUUCGUCAAUUAGAACCAUUUACUGCGUCUGUGAAUAGCAAAUCAUUAGCGGUGGUGAGAGAUUCCCACUCGCGUGACCAGCCCUCCGUGACCGUACUUUGCCCUCAAUGUGACUCGGAAGUCGACAUUCCAUUUUCGGGAGUUGACGGUUUGACCACUGACCAUUUGGCCCUGGACGAAGUGUUUCUGGAAACUCUAAACAGCAACAAGUGUGUAGUGUGCGACUUGUGCACCGACGGAGAAGCAGAGAAGCGCUGUGAACUGUGCUGUGUCAACCUUUGUGAGUUCUGCUGCCAAGCACACAGACGCCAGAAGCGGACAGCGUCUCAUUCCGUCCAGAGUCUGCAGGAUCUGAAGGCGCAGGGUCUCAUCUCUCGCCCUGUCCUGUGCUCCCUCCACCCCGGCCAGGAACUUAGGCUCUUCUGUGAGCCUUGUGACCUUCCUGUCUGCCUGGAAUGUGCCGCCACCUUCCACCGUGACCAUCGCUGUAGCUCAACACGAGAUGUCAUUGACCACCAUGGCGACCGUAUCCGGGAGCUAGUUACCGGGUGCCUGCGGCCUCGUCUAGGGCGGCUGGAGGAGUCGCUGAGGAGGGUGGAGCUUUCCCAGGAGGCCUUGCAGGCGAGAGUGGAGACGGCGGCGGAGGAGGUGCGUGCAUUUGCGCGGGGCUAUGCUAGUGCAGUGGAGGCCCACUGUGUGUCUUUACUGCGCCGGCUGGAGGAGCUCCGUGUCCAGCGCAGAAACCAGCUCCACCUGCAGAGGGCACAGCUGCUACAGGCCCUUGCUGACGCCCGCGGGGGAGUAGAGUUUGCGGAGAGGCUGCUUACAUGCGGCUCCGAGGCUGAGAUCCUCAGUGUUAAAGGGGUGACCAUCAGGAGGCUGGCCUGCCUGGCAGAGAGUGGUUACGAUCCCCAGCCAGCCACCGUCAGUCCUGACAAUGGAAGCAGCAUCUGCUUCAUGCCCCAGGAGAGCGCAGGGGAGUUGGAGGGCUACCCGGUGGUGGGAGUGAUCCACGCCAAGACCAUUGAGAUAAGCAAGUGCACCAUCGAAGGGGAAGACGUGCAGCAUGGCAGGGAGGGGCAGAGUGGGGAGAUGUCUGUAUGUAAGUGGCCUGUUUCCUGGUCUCCAGACGUGCAGCAUGGCAGGGAGGGGCAGAGUGGGGAGUUCAUCCUUGUGUGUAGAAACUCUGCUGGGGAGCAGAUGGGCCGCGGAGGUGAACCUGUCCUGGUCAGCAUCAUCCAUAAGGUGAAGAAGGACUGCAGAGUGGAGACCACUGUCCUUGACAACGGCAAUGGUUCCUACAACAUCUCCUACACACCCAAAGAGCCGGGGGUCUACUCUGUGUGGGUGUGUGUCAAGGACCAGCAUGUCAAGGGUUCACCAUUUGUCCUGAACGUUAAAAGGAAGUUCCGACGUCACAGAGGAACGUUCCACUGCUGCUCCUUCUGCUCCAGCCGGGGCUCCAAGGAGGCACGCUGUGGCUGUGCAGGCAAGAUGCCAGGAGGGUUCCAGGGCUGUGGUCAUGGUCAUAAGGAUCACCCUGGGAAGCCCCACUGGUCAUGCUGUGGCAGUGUGGUGGAAGCAUCUGAGUGUCUGCCCCACAGUGUGAUAGCGGCUAUUUCCCCCCGGAACCACCUGAGGACUGUGGAGCUCUGAGGGACAGGAACAACAGGUUUUUGGGUCAGGGGUCAGGUGGUGCUAAUAUCAAGGCACCGGUCAACCAGGUAAUCGAUCAAUCGGCAAGGAGUUUUUGUUUAUUACCACAAGCAUUUUCCCGUGUUUGACAUCUUGUCAUCGCAAAACCAUUUUCAUCUUGUAAUGAGAACCUUUAAGGUUGCAUGGCGGGAAUGGAGCUUCUUAUACUGCAUUGCCUGUCUGCGGUAUAAGAACUGGUUAACCCACCAGUUUUAACCUUGGGAUGACUUUAACCCAUUUGGCUGCUCUCAUUUGCAUUUAGACUGUCCAUGUUUGAAUGUGGGGAUCUUAAGUAAAUGGAACAUUUGGUAAAUGGUACAUCUAGUAAUCAUAUAGAUUAUGAAGGUUCUGUAAGGUUACAUGUGGUAAACUGGACCUUUGCAAAUGCCCCCUUAAAAUGGGACAUUGUUUUAUAUUAUUAUACAUGUUGCCAUUUACACAUCUUUUAGACACUCGGAAAUGUCACUGCUUGUGAAUGCUUAUUCAAGUCUUAAGGCAUCACAUAAUUGACUGUUAAUGCUACUGUCCUGUCACCAUUUUGACUUACUAAACUAAAUGUGAAAUAAAUUCACGUUUAAGUACA